Actinia tenebrosa (Australian red waratah sea anemone) is the source of this 2506-nucleotide messenger RNA. RefSeq lists its product as uncharacterized. Gene Ontology annotation, cellular component: postsynaptic density; dendritic spine; postsynaptic membrane. Gene Ontology annotation, molecular function: ionotropic glutamate receptor binding; synaptic receptor adaptor activity. Lineage: Eukaryota; Metazoa; Cnidaria; Anthozoa; Actiniaria; Actiniidae. The record is from RefSeq and is a predicted model, not a curated record.
CGUUAUUCAUAAAAAGAACAUGUACAGCCACGAAUGCCAUACAGCAAUAUGAUAUGCCAAAGAAAGAAAUAUAGGUUGUGUAAGAUUACUGUCGCGGUAUUCCGCGAAGCUGUCGACUAAAUUYAUUCACGUUUGGCAAGAAUGUACGGACGGAGAAAGGGGAGUUGCGCAGCCUGUGUCCAUUAGGAAACCGCAUCAGUCAUAGUGUAUGGUCUGCUUUUGUCCAUUUAGAAAAAUCACCAACAAAAUGGCCAAGUUUUUUAUUCAAGUUCUUCUUUGUGACUUCACAUAGCUGUGAGUUUAAUACCCUAAGAAUACUGUAAACCCUGACAACUCAAGCAAAAGAGCUGAAAACCAAUACUUAUGGUUGUUAUAAUGAAGGAUGAAUCAAAGACAAUCAGUAAUCACAACAGUGACCAGCCGAAAGAUUUCCAGGUGGAAGUAAGCUUGAAGCUAAAAGAGGGAUUGUUGAAGAGAGUAUAUAUUUUUGACAAUGAUGAUAAAGUAUGGUAUGCCAAACUUCGGGUCGCAAAUGAGAUAGGCAAGGGAGUGAAAGAUGUGCUUAAUUAUGGUUUCUAUGAGCCACCUUGUAAUGGUCGGUCAGGCAAGUUCUUGGAUGAAGAAAGAACAUUUCGAGAUUAUCCACAGAGAAAGUCACCAGCAGAACUUGAGUUCAAAUACAAGAGAAGAGUGUACAAGUCCUUGCAGUAUGAUGGCAAAACUUUGCAAAAAAUACACACCAAGUCCAAUCUAAAGAAGCUUUAUGACUGUGUCUCUUCCAACUUGGUCAGUCAAGUAACAAAGUGGGCUGAAAAGGGACUGGACCCUAACUUCCAGGAUGACAAGACUGGAGAAACUCCUUUGACAAUAGCAGUGAAUGGCGAAGAGAGAAAAGAUCUUAUUCUUGCACUUGUCAGUGGAGGUGCCCAUCUUGACUAUAGAUCUGGUGAUGGUCUCACUCCCCUGCAUAAAGCUGCUUUUGCUGGAAGACCUAGAUCAAUUAAGAUUUUGCUUGACUUAGGUUGUCCUCCCAACAUGAAAGACCCAAAGGGUCUAACACCAUUAUACUAUACUGUGCUAUAUGGAGGAGACUCAUACUGCUGUCAGCUUCUAUUAGAUGAACAUGCUGAGAUAGGAGUAACAGACCACCAAGGAAUGCAAGAAAUACACCAUGCUUGCAAAAAGGGUCUUGUCCAGCACUUGGAGCACUUGAUAUUCUAUGGAGCAGAUAUUAAUGCUACCACUGCUUCAGGGAAUACACCACUACAYAUCACUGCUCUCAGUAAUCAGGAGGAAUGCGCCAGAGUGCUUUUGUUCCGAGGAGCAAAACGAGACAUAUUGAAUUAUGCUAACCAAUCUGCAUAUGAGGUAGCAGCUGUUGCCGGUAAUAGAGAGCUUGCAGAGUUCAUAAGAACAUUUACUGAUGGACAAAUAGUUAAAAUCUCAGAAAAACCAUCUUAUAGUACUCGUCGUCGAAAAAUUGUCCAAAAACCAAAAGCUAGUUCGCUGUUUCCUCGGACUGAAUCAAAUGCAUCCACCAAAAGUGACAGUUCGCUUCCUUCUUCACCAAGAUCAUCGUCUGGAAGUCAUCGAUCCAGUAACGCUGACACCAUAUCUUUAGAGGAAAACGGGCUUGUCAAUGACCGUGUCCAAAGGAGUAUGUCAGUAUGUUCGACAACGUCCGAUUCCUCGUACUGUUCUGACUCGGAAAUCUUGGAGCAGACCGCCAAUGAGAGCAGGUCACGUGCUAAGACAAACAGGAGAUCACGUGAUGUGGAGCAUAGGAUGGUGCGACCAGUGAAGAUAGUUUCCGGUGCUGCAACGAUCAGGAAAAGACUAUAUGCUAAUUUACCUGGUAGUCGUUACAUUGCUGUGAGAGAUUACAUUCCCAGUAUGGGUGGAGAAUUAGAGGUGGUUAAAGGAGACAUCGUGGAAGUGUUGUACGUUGGCGAGAAGGGAUUCUGGGAAGGGCGCAUUGAUAAUCGAACAGGAUGGUUCCCAAGCUCAUGUGUAGAAGAGCUGAAGAAGGGAGACAAAGGGCGACCCAAAACUCUUUUUGGGAGGCCUUCCUCACUCUCUUCCAUAUUCAGCAAAAGUGAAGCCCAAGGACCAGCUCUUCCUCUUCCAGAUGACAGGUACAUUCAACCUGCUCGAACCGUUUUUUUGAAUCGAGGAAAGAAAGGGUUCGGCUUCCAAAUGAGGGGCGCAAACUGCCAGGCGCCCCGCCUAAAUUUCAAGGCCACAAAAGAAUUCCCCGCCCUUCAGUACAUUGGCGAAGUUGAACCUCGUGGCGAGGCAGAGAGUAAGGGAGUCAAAACGAAUGACUUCAUUCUUGAGGUCAAUGACGAAGACGUUACCAAAGCAACGCAUAGUCACGUGGUAAACCUUAUUAAACGUAGUGCCAAGUCUGUGAAGUUAAAAAUAGUUACAGUGCCCGGGAGKGAUUUAAAUGGAGUAGAUUCCAUAGACUCGGGUUAUAACAGCUUGGCGUAUAAUUCAUUAAGAG